Messenger RNA from Metarhizium robertsii ARSEF 23, 870 nucleotides. Its product is annotated as 60S ribosomal protein L1. The coding region runs from base 1 to 870 and encodes 289 amino acids. Lineage: Eukaryota; Fungi; Ascomycota; Sordariomycetes; Hypocreales; Clavicipitaceae. The record is from RefSeq and is a predicted model, not a curated record. The transcript has 2 exons.
AUGGCCAGGCUAAGCAUCGCGCAGGUGACACGGCCAUCUACGACGUCAAUACCAAAAUUUCUUGCACCCGCAUUCGUUCAGACCCGUCAGGCUUCUGUCGUCAGAAUCAAGAAAGUCAAGAAGAAGCGUGCCAUCCCCAAGGACUUCAAACGACACAACCUCGAAAAGCGACAAUUUCCCCAGUUUACACUAUGUGAGGCCAUGCGUGUGCUCCGUGCUGUCGAAGUCGGCCAGCCCCCUGCAUCCAUCAAAUAUGAAGUCCAUAUUAACCUCAAAACCGCACGAAACGGGCCCGUUGUCAAAAAUAGCAUCCGCCUUCCGCACCCCGUCCAAAGCGACUGGCAGAUUGCCGUCAUUUGUCCCGAAGGAAGCGACAUUGCCACCGCGGCGACAGCCGCUGGUGCCGUCGCCGUUGGAGAAGAGACCCUUUUUGAAGCUAUUCGCAAAGAGAAGAUCGACUUUGACCGCCUCAUUUGCCACGAGGCUAGUGAAAAGGCCCUAAAUAAGGCUGGUUUGGGGAAGAUCUUGGGUCCCAAGGGACUCAUGCCCAGCAAAAGAAUGAAGACAAUUGUCAGCGACGUGACCAAGUCGAUUCGCGAUUCUGCUGGCGCAGCCGACUACAGAGAACGGCAGGGCGUUAUUCGCAUGGCCAUUGGCCAGUUGGGAUACACCCCCGAUCAGCUAAAGGUCAAUAUCCAGGCUCUGUUGAAGAAGGUCAAGUCCGAGUGUGCUGAAAUCUCGGAAGAGGUAUCCAAGGAGGUACAUGAGGUGAUUCUAAGCACUACCAAUGGGCCUUCUCUAAGCCUCAAUGGAAAAUUUAAUGAUGUUGAGGGAGAGACGCAGCCUGAGGCUUUGGCGGGCGUCAUGUAA